This is a messenger RNA of Aspergillus calidoustus, 414 nucleotides long. The record is from the annotation of a GenBank genome assembly. NCBI's taxonomy places the organism in Eukaryota, Fungi, Ascomycota, Eurotiomycetes, Eurotiales, Aspergillaceae.
AUGGUAUACAACGCGUUAAUCCGCACCCACCACAUUACCUCGCGAAAGAAAGUAUCCGCGCUGAAACAGGCAGCUCACAAUCUCAACUGUUUCGUCCUGUUGCGCUCCGGCGGUUGUCCCGGUAUCAUGUACGUCGAAGCACAAGAGAAAGAUGCUGUUGAAUCCUGGGUCAAUACUGUCCGGGGUUUACGGUAUAAGGAUUUUCAGCUCGUGAAUCGGCCUGCGGCGGCCAUGGUGGAGGGGGUAGAUGACAAGGGGGGCAGUGCUCCGAAUAAUGGUGGGCAAAAGGGUAACGCGGAGGGCCAGAUUAAGGCCGGGCUGGCGGAAAUUGAUACCGUGAAGGAGUUCGGAAGUGUGAUGGAACAACGAGGGGUUUGGAUGUGGUGGAGGAAGGGGAUGGGGUAUGUGAGCUGA